Molecule: messenger RNA, 1050 nt
Organism: Ceraceosorus bombacis
Lineage: Eukaryota; Fungi; Basidiomycota; Exobasidiomycetes; Ceraceosorales; Ceraceosoraceae
Source: the annotation of a GenBank genome assembly
AUCACCGGAGCUUUCGCGAUCUCUUAUGCCGACGAUUGUCGCUUCCCAUAAGUAGUCCAAGGAUCCGAAGAUCAUGCAUCGAUGGACCCAUCGAUCUUUGGGCGAAGUAGCGGUGGCGCGCCAACUUGCCAUGGUGGGGCAAAGCUACAAAGAAGAUCAUCAUCUUUGAUGACAUCACCCAUCCGCAAACCGGCUUCUCGAGGUCCUACGGAGGACCACUCUUACCGAAGUUGACCUGACUCCGCCACCACCAGCAAUCGGCUGACAUGACCUUCGCAUCAUAGCGGCGACUCAGGCGACAAGGAGGGAGCGUUAACCGAUUUUCCAACGCAGUCCAGCUUAUUCCGCUCUUUCUCCUUCUCAUUUCCGGAGCAGAUCGAGCAAAUACAGAGAACAGAAUUUCUUGUGCAGACUGCAUGCAGCAUGCCGUAUGAAGGGGGAACCCUCAUCAACCUGCAUGACAGUCAAUCAUAAUCCAUCAGGUGCGAAAUCGGCCAGCUCCGUGGGCAGCCAUGUAGAUGGAACCAGCCGCGCGCAUUUGCGACGAACCUACAGUGAAUGCCCGACCAACACGACCGUUGAAGUGCUUCAACAGUGCACCGCUCGUCACUGAUUUGUCAAGCUUCAGUGCUAUAGUUACUGAACUCUCAGACAGGACCCUCGGAUGGAGCGCGCAAAGCUCCCGGGUCAGUGGACGUAUUGAUCACCUCCGACGCAACUUUUGAGGCAAGGAGUACACUCAUUGAGAUUCAAGCUUCGACGACCACGAGCAAUAUCACCAAUGUCCAGUUUCAGUUUCCUGUUAUCUCUCUUCGUACGAAAGGGGGGAGGGAGCGCGCCUCGGUGACCUUCGUGAGGACAUGCGACGACGGUCUCCGAUGCGGCCUUUACGCUUAACACGCAAGCGCACCGGUGCAGACGUCGAUAGGGGGAAAGCUAGAUUUCAUGGAGAAGGCCACAGAGUCGGUCGAGCAAUUUGCGGUCUGUAUUGCGCGCCUACCUGGUGGAGUGGGGCUUAUUCGUGGUCCGGGCUUGCUAGGAUGAACAAUC